Molecule: messenger RNA, 3418 nt
Organism: Oreochromis aureus
Lineage: Eukaryota; Metazoa; Chordata; Actinopteri; Cichliformes; Cichlidae
Product: probable gluconokinase
Exons: 7
Coding region: 1099-1668 (189 amino acids)
Cellular component (GO): cytoplasm
Molecular function (GO): gluconokinase activity
Source: RefSeq, a predicted model, not a curated record
CUCACAUUUUUGCGACUGUUUGUUUCAGCUCUUCAGGAAGGCUUGAUUUUUUUAAAUGACGUAAAACCGAGGCUUUAUUUUCUUUAACGAACGUUCGUCACAGUAAACGUCCUAAAAGGUUUAUGUGUUAUAACUUGUUAAUUAUGUUUUAGUGGGAGGCUGCACUUCAGCUGGACUUCCGCGUUUAAGGCAUGACCGCUUUUUAUAGCUACGGAAGCUCCACCCGUUCAUCACAACGGCGGCAUUGGUUACAGUUUAAACGUCCAGUUAACUGGAGAGAGCCAAAAAACAACCCAGCAGAUUAUUCCUUAAGGAAACCAUCAUUAGCUGUAGAAAACAUUUAUGCAUACACUCAUCGGCCACUUUAUGAGGUAUCAGGUUGGACCACCUUUUACAUUCAAAACUACCUUAAUUCUUCCUGGCAUGAAUUCAACAGUGCUGGAAACAUUCCUCAGACGUUUUUGCUCCACAUUGACAUGAUAGCAUCAGGUGCAGAUCCCAAAGAUGCUCUACUGGAUUCAGAUCUGGCAACUGUGAACUUAUUGUCAUGUUUAGGAAACCAGUGUGAGAUGAUUUGAGCUUUGUGACAUGGCUUGUCAUCCUACUGGAAGCAGCCAUCAGCUGAUAACAACACUGUUGUCAUAAAGGGUUUAAAUGAUGGUGAGUUCAGUUUUUUAAAGGGCCCAAAGUGAGCCAAAAAACCAUUCCCCACACCAUUGCUCCACCAGCAACAGCCUGUACUGCUGUUACAAGGCAGGACUUGUUGUGAGCUUUGUGGUAUGGCCCCUUAUCCUGCUGAAAACAGCAAUCAGAAGAUGGUUAAACUGGUUAUAAAAGGAUGGAUGUGGUCACCAACAGUACUCAGACCAGUCUCUGUAAACCUGUGAGAUGCCUGUGUGAGAAAAUCCCAGCAGAUCAGCAGUUUCUGAAAAACUCAGACCAGCCCACGUGGUACCAACAAGCAUGCCACAUUCAACGUCAUUCAAAUCACCUUCAUCUCACAUUGUGAUGCUCUGUUUGAACUUCAGCAGGUUGACCACAUCUGAUUCCUUUUCAGGAAAGGACCUGCUUUAAAGUGCAUGAAGAACCACAGCCAGGAUGAUCUACAUCAUAAUGGGAGUCUCGGGUUGUGGAAAAAGCACGUUUGGGAUCUUCCUAUCUGAAAAGCUGGGUUGGCCCCUGUACGAAGGGGAUGACUUCCACCCACGGGAGAACAUCGAGAAGAUGUCUCGCGGUGAAGCGCUUACAGAUCAGGACAGAUUGCCGUGGCUUCUCAAACUACAUGAAGUAAUUCAGAGAGAGAGGAGUUCAGGCUCUGAUGCUCUCCUGGUGUGCUCUGCACUGAAGCACCAGUACAGACGGAUCCUCCUCCAUGGCUCCAAAGCCCUCGCCUCCCCUUCGGACACAGACCAAGAAAUCUUCCCUCCAGUUUCUCCUGAUGUCUUUUUUCUUUUCCUUCGUGGUGACUAUGAAUUCAUUUACCAGAGGAUGGUGGCCCGGAGGGGUCACUAUAUGAAAGCAGACAUGCUGCGUUCCCAGUUUGAUACUUUAGAGGCUCCGUCGGAUGAGGAGAAUGUGUUGACACUGGACAUCCAGAGGGGCAUCGAUGAUAUGGCUGUGGAGGUUGAAAGGCACCUAAUCAACCACAGGUCAGGGCUACCAGCGUAGCCCUGACCUGCUACCAGCGUAGCCCUGUCCACCACAGCAGACCACAUGGGAGCCAUCACCGUGUUUUAACCAUGCUUCAUGGUAGUUGAAAUAAUAAAGUGAAAUAACUCAGCAGCUGCCAUCAGAUUUCAUGGUGCUCAUAACUCCUUUUUACUUUGGCUCCCCCUGACAAAUAUCUAAUAUAUAUAUAUCACCCCCAAGAGGUGGACAUCUGUGAUCCUUAGCAGCUCUAACAUUGACUUUCCAGCAAAUAUUCAGGAUCCUGCAGGAUUACAUUUGAAUGAUUCUGGUGAUUCCCUGUGUGGCUCUCCACAGCAACCAGGAAGUCACAGUUUCCACUUAUUUGGAAACAUCCAGCAUCUACACGAUGGAUUGGGACACGAGCUUGAUAGUGGACAUCAGAUGUUUGUUUUUUUCCCUCUUUCCCUUGAAUAUCUUGAAAACAGUUGAGCAGUAGAUGGAUCCGCAUGUUCGAUUAUUAUAUUGUCACGGAUGCACAUCCUGAUGUUCCCCUCCUAGUUACCCAGGCUUGGACAAAGACUGGAAAGUUGUGACUCCAUGAGGCUGGUUUGGUGUUUCCUUCUGGGGUCCCUGUGGGCAUCUUUAGCAUGUAAGGCGAAUGAGUUAAAUACAACAUGGAGCCCAUUUCUGAGAACUAUAAACUUAAAUCUAUAUAAUUUUACAGAAAUAUAACAUCUCUGUAAAUUUUGUAAUAGAUUUUAAGGCCUCGGGAGUAAUAAAAAGUAUGAUUACUGCCUUUAUCAGGACAUAAUUAAUAUUUUUAGAUACUUGAAAAUUAAAUAUCUACAAAGCUGUGGUAGAAAUGAUUAACAUGUCAACAUGACAGACUAAGAUGAUGAACAUCAGUGUAGUUACACUGUCAUGUGACAUUUUAGCAUCUAGCUCAAAGCAGCAGUUUGCCUAAGUAGAACAACACAGAGUGUGUGGCCUUUACUGUUGUUCUAGUCACUUUUGAAUAAUCGAUGUCUGGUUUGUAAUGAGGAUGAGAAAUAAAUCACUGAUUCAGUGUUGAUGUAAAACCACAGAGUGUGGCAGGGUUGACGAGCUCAUUAGUUAUUUAGUAAAGAGUGGAAUACACAGUAUGUGUGAUUCUCGAGAGUUCUAGCUGGCUGCAAACAUUUAAAACGUUUAAAUAUUUAGAUGCCAUUCUAAUAAAUGCAUUGUGUGUAUGUGAAAAGCUUUGAAACUGAAUCGGUUUGUGCUUAUUUAAACAUGGUAUCUUUUAAAUAUGCCACAAAUAAGGGAUUAGAAGUUGAAGAGAUGGUCAGUUUUAGGUCUACAUUAAUCACAUUUGCAUGGUGAAGAUAAAAGGUUUUUACAGCCUGCUGUGAGUUCUGCCUGUGGGGGUGUGUCCUGCCUGUGGGGGUGUGUCCUGCCUUAGGUACCGCCCUUCUGUACUGCUAAGACAAGAGUGCUUAAUUAAGGCCAGAUAGAUUUGUGUGGAGUGGAAGAUGGUGCUAAUUGUUUUUUGUUAAGUGACCAGCUUUUAGGUUUUUCUGUGUUUCUCUUCUUUUCAUAGUGAUAACAUGUGACGAAUCUCCUUUAGUUUAAUCCUUUAACUAAAAAAACAAACAAACACCUAUUUCAUUACCAAUUUUGCCUUCUUUUUCAAUCUGGACAUUUUUUGUUACUUCUCCACAUCUCCUAGACUUCUGGACUUUUCGAGUGUUUGAUCAUAAACGAUGUGAUGCUGAUCUUUUUAAUAGUUGGAAUAAACACAUGGAAGCUC